AAUUUUUUUUUUUCAGGAUGAGCUUCAUCUCACUUUAAAAAAUUGAAAAUUCCUAUUUAACUAUUUAGAUCUAUAACCAUAUAAACCACAUAUAAAACAUGCCUAGAUCAAGACGUUCCAAGUUGGUGACCUUAGCCCAAACCGAUAAGAAGGGAAAGGAAAACAAGACCAGAAUCUUUGAUGAAGUGAGAUCAGCUUUAGAUGAAUAUACAUACGUUUGGGUAUUACAAUUAGAUGAUGUUAGAACUCCAGUAUUACAAGAUUUAAGAUCUGAUUGGGUUGGAUCUAAAUUGAUCUUAGGUAAGAGAAGAGUAUUGGAAAAGGCUUUAGGGGAUACUCCUGCUGAAGAAUAUAAGGAUAAUUUACAUAAAUUAUCUAGAGCUUGUACUGGAUUACCAGGAUUAUUAUUCACUAAUGAAACCAAAGAAGUUGUUGAAGCUUAUUUCAAUGCUUAUUCCAAACAAGAUUAUUCCAGAGCCAAUUCCAAGUCUCCUAUUGAUUUUACUAUCCCUGCUGGUACUGUUUAUUCCAGAGGUGGACAAGUUGCUGAAGAAGAAGAUAUUCCAAUGUCUCAUACUUUAGAAGAAACCUUAAGAAAUAAAUAUAAGAUUCCAACUAAGAUAAAGUCAGGUAAGAUUACUUUGAAUGAAGCUUUUGAUGUUUGUAAAAAAGGUGAUACUUUGAAUGUUACUCAAGCUUUGAUUUUAAAACAAUUUGGAGUAGCUGCAUCUGAAUUUAAAAUAAAACUUGUGGCAUAUUAUAAUGGUGAUGAUUCAACCGUUACAAAAUUUGAUUAAAGAAAUGAAAGAAUAGAAUAAUAACAUCCUCCUUUCCCUUGUAUAGUAGUAGAUUCAAAUAAAAAAAAUACAGCAAUAUACGUUAAUUUUAACAAACAAAUGA
This is a messenger RNA of Scheffersomyces coipomensis, 900 nucleotides long. It is a transcript of the gene MRT4, whose product is annotated as Mrt4p. Gene Ontology annotation, cellular component: preribosome, large subunit precursor; nucleolus. Gene Ontology annotation, biological process: nuclear-transcribed mRNA catabolic process; ribosomal large subunit biogenesis; ribosomal large subunit assembly. The transcript has a single exon. The record is from RefSeq and is a predicted model, not a curated record. Lineage: Eukaryota; Fungi; Ascomycota; Pichiomycetes; Serinales; Debaryomycetaceae. The coding region runs from base 99 to 797 and encodes 232 amino acids. Gene Ontology annotation, molecular function: RNA binding.